Messenger RNA from Penicillium canescens, 414 nucleotides. RefSeq names its product EthD domain-containing protein. The transcript has a single exon. Bases 1 to 414 code for a protein of 137 amino acids. The record is from RefSeq and is a predicted model, not a curated record. Gene Ontology annotation, molecular function: oxidoreductase activity. NCBI's taxonomy places the organism in Eukaryota, Fungi, Ascomycota, Eurotiomycetes, Eurotiales, Aspergillaceae.
AUGCCCGUCACAGCCAUCAUCUACGCCUAUCGCAAGCCCGGCUUGUCACCGGAAGACUUCAAAAAACACUAUGAAGCACACGUGGAUCUAGUCAAGAAACUAGCGGGAGACAGUUUCCCGUCUUCACACAAACGAAGCUACAUCGCCCGCACUACAGUCACAACCCCUCCUGACGACGCCACCACACGGAACGCCCUCACCCCGGCCACUGUCCUCAGCGGGCAGCAGUCAGACUUCGACUUCGAUGCCUAUGCUGAACUUACUUUCCCUGAUCAGGCUGCUUUUGGAGCUUUCCAUGCUAGGGUUACGGCGGCGGAUGCUGCCGCGCAGAUCGCUGCUGACGAAGGGAAGUUCUUGGAUCGCUCCAGACUGGGAAUAGCUAUGGUUGGGGAUGUGCUUGAGACCAAUGCCUGA